Xyrichtys novacula (pearly razorfish) is the source of this 11564-nucleotide messenger RNA. NCBI's taxonomy places the organism in Eukaryota, Metazoa, Chordata, Actinopteri, Labriformes, Labridae. The record is from the annotation of a GenBank genome assembly.
CACAUCUUGUGUUAUGUAGUGACUGGGAGGCAGAACUGGCACCAUGGCCACGGAGAACUAUCUCUUAGGGGUCAUUUGGAGCGGAAGAGGCGGUUGUUUUUAAAAUUUCGUGAUUUUCUUUCUUCGCGGGGGUCAAACCCUGUGAGGUUGUACUUAGUUUAUCAGCGGAAAGCUUUGUUAACUCGUACGUGGCGACCGUUGGCGUGUACGGUAGCACAGCCGCUCAUCUUCAGCCUCGUUAGCAAGUUAGCCAGUGAAUAUAGUAGUGUGCUUACAUAGACGCUAGGCUAGCACAGCUGCUAGCUUGGCCGGUUCGUUUUGUGGGAGCAGGUUUUCUAGGUGAUGUUGUCCGUGCUGUCGUACGGUAGACUGGUUGCCAGAGCUGUCAUCGGCGGACUUUCUCAGACAGACAGCCGCGACUACAGCCUGGUGACAGCGAGCUGUGGCUUUGGCAAGGAUUUCCGCAAAGGUAUCCUGAAGAAAGGGAUGUGUUAUGGGGACGACGCGUGCUUCAUCGCCCGACAUAGAUCCGCUGAUGUUUUGGGUGAGUAUCCGCUUUGUUCGCAACUGAGACGUUACCCAACCGGAGAGAUAGCGAUCGACUGCGACGCGAAUAUGAGAUCCGACACAAUACAAUAGAGUUUAACAAUGCUUCAUAUAAAGGUUUGUCACUCACGUGUGGCCAAAUUUGACAGAGUAUAACAGGUUAGGUUGAAAAAAGGGUCAAAAUUAACGUUUCAAGUAAGAAGAGACUUACGAAAUCAAGCCUUUAAAAAUUGCUGCAUUGAUAAUUCACUUAAAUGUAAUUGUACCAUGAUAAAACUGUCAGAUAUUGUUGCCCUGACUGGUCUUUUAAGUGACAAUGAGUUGAAUUACUCAGCUUAGAUCAACCCCUUCUGCAGCCAAACAUCUUUUUAUCUUUGCCUAAUUUCUUUCGCAUAGAUACUAAACCCAACUCACCUACUCUCUUCCAGUAGUCGCUUGUUUGUAGCUAGACCUUCAGCCAGUCCAUUACAGACUGCAGCGGGGUGCCGCAGCUCAAGGAAGAACAUUUAUAAUCAUUUCUUCAUAGAAAUGAAUUCAGACCGAGACGCUAACACAGAAGAACUACUGCGCCUGCAGUGCAAAAUGAUCAAUAUGGUGAUUAUUACUUCAAGAAAAUGAUGAUAAAUGAUCAUAAAUGUUCUUCCUUGAGCCGCGGCACCCCCUUGCAGUCCGUAAUGGACUGGCCUGAAGUCUUGCUACAAAAAAGCGGCUGCUGGAAGAGAGUAGGUGAGUUGUGUUUAGUUAAGUUAAAAAGAUGUUUGAUGGCUAGUGCCCUAUAUGUACUGUUGAUGAAGUUAGGUGCUGUUCUGAGCAUUAUUUGCAGUGUUGUUUUCAUUGAUGAUGACAAAAAUAUUUAGUCAACAUCAUCGUCAAUGAAAACAACACUGCAGAAUGUAUCUUAAGCGUUUGACUGACGAAAUGCUCAUGAAUUUUGCAACUCUGUUUGUUGUCCACCACUAACGUUUUCGUCUAGUCUCCCCUGUCAACGUAAACGCACCUUCGUCUCGUCACAUUUUAGUCAUCUAAGACUUAUGUUUAGCUCGUCAAGGUCGCGUCUUCAUCAUGGAAAAAAAGGGGCGUCAACACAACACUGAUUAUUUGUGGCUAUAGAGUGGCAUUUAGGUUGAGGUUUGUUUAUGGCUUCUCAGACCGCUGUGUAUUGUUAUCGUGUGGUCGUUAGUAACUAGAGAAGCAAGCGGUCGGCAACAUUCAUCUCUCGAUUAAUUAUAUGCGGGAAUAUCCCUUUUUAAUGAUAACAGAUUUGACUGGUGCAAGAGUUGCAAAAGCUCUAAAGUGUCAAUUUUCUAAGUAAUCUCUGCCGGAUUAGGUUGCCAAACUCCAUAGCAAGAUAACUGAGACCAGUGCACAUGAACGUGGCCAACAGAAGAAACUUCAGUCUGCAGGUACAGACUGUCCCGGUGGAUGCAGACUAAAAGGGGCUUUUCAUCCAUUGACACUCGCAUCAGUCAGCUGCUGAGCACUUGGAUGCACAGUCUGAACUUUGGCACACUGCACUUGACACUUGAGAUUCACGAGUCAACUGUGAACUUUCUUAAUAAUGUUAAUGAUAUCUUGUGUUGUCUUGCAUGGCUGCUGAUGCCCUGGUGGCUGUUUUUAUUCUCUUGGUGCAAAAAGGGGCAGUAAAGGUUAAAGUCUUGGGUUGUAUCUAAGUUUGAAUCAUGAAAAAAAACAACCUCAGAUCUCUGCACUGCCACACAGCACCAUUGAAUGUCUAUUUGCUGAUGCAUUCUGAAUUGAUUAGACAAAAGAAAACACUCCCGUCUCUCAGAGCCAGGUUAUUUUCAGAAAGUUUGAUAAACUUGCAUGUGACUGCUUCAUGCAGGCCUAUUUCUCUGUGCUGGCAAAGACAGAGGAGACGCCAAGAGCCACCCUUGUAUGGUCAGUCCUGAGACUAUCGAGUCUGAAGUUUCCUUUCUAGGAAAACCUCGGCGCGGACCAAAUGCUCUUAGGGAACAAGCUCUCUUUAACCAAUGAAGCAAUGCAUGCCUCUUUAAAAGGAUUAGUAAAGGCGUGCGAUAGUGAGAUUUUUGUGGGCUCCAGUAUCACAGAUUUUUUUGUUAUCUGGAUGUGAAAUAGAUUAUGUAAGUGCAAAUUGCCUUGAACUACAUGGUUGCAAAAUAACAUUUAGCAAUGCGCAGUUACAGGUAUGAGAGUGUUGAUAAGUAGUUUUAGGAACAACUAAAAGGAAAGACAGGUCAAAAUUAAACGCUAAAGGCGCUGAAUGCACUCAGUGACAUUUCCAUGAUGUCCUCUGCAAUUGUCUUUUCUGUAACUGGAUGUUCCUUUAGUGUCUUACUGAAAGUAGCCAUUGUUUUCAUGAAACUGUGCAGCUGCACGGCACUGUUAUUGUUCCUCGCAAGACUCUCUCAAGAAACAAGUCUGGACAAGGACUAUGAGAUUUACAGAUAUGUGGAAAAAAACUGUCUCUUCAUGGAGGUUUUGAACGCAGCACCAAUCAAUCAACAGAAUUUAAAGUGAAGGUUUUGUCUCUGUUGCACGACCAGGUGAAAGUUCUGGUAUCUAACCAUGUGACCGUUUUUCAGGUGUCGCCGAUGGAGUAGGUGGCUGGCGCGACUAUGGAGUGGACCCCUCUCAGUUUUCAGGCACAUUGAUGAAGACAUGCGAGAGGUUGGUGAAGGAGGGACGCUUCAUUCCCAGCAAUCCUGUGGGAGUCCUCACAACCAGCUACUAUGAGCUGCUGCAGAACAAAGUGCCAUUGCUUGGUAAGUAAAUCCACUGGACGCAGGGUCACAGAAUGUGCAGAGGUGGUUAAUUGACAUCGAGAUGAAAGGACAGAGAGAGCGCCGGUUUAGAAAAAGAAUCCGUGGAAGUGAAAGACACACAGAGAGCAGAGGAGAGUAGCACUGAUGUAACCCGGUCCUUGUUUGUUUUUUCAUAUUUGUCCCAACCUGCAGACUGUUGGCAGACUGCUUACACCUCUACACAAUGAUUGACAUUGAUGAAAUGAUCGAAUUGGUAAGAAAAUUAGAAAAUACAGACUGAGUGCUGACCAUAUGUAGAUCCACAAACCAUCACAUACCCCCUCUGUAGGGCUGGGUGAUAAAACAAUACAUAUAAAACUAAUUUCCCUCAAUAUAAAUAUAAAACAUGGUCAGUAUGUUUUUCAAUAGUCGGCAUUCUGCCAUGUUUUGGUAGACUAUAUAGCCAAUGAAAAGGGGAGUUGCUCCGGGUCCGCUUUGCGCCGAACCAAGCAUGUGCUGAAUUAGAACCAAGUAGCAAACAACUGUGUUGUAGCAGGCUGCAGGCAACCAUAGCACUUAAACACGUUAAGUUGACAGCACUGUCGGUGAGAAAAAAAGAAAAUGAGUGCUGCCCCCGGCAGGAAUGCAGAUAAAGGCUCAACAGAUGAUGACAUUGUUGACAACUUGCACGAAAACGUCGGUGGUGUGGAGGUUUUUUGUUUUAUUUGAGGUCGGACAUGAAGCAGAGUAACAUGCAAAUUAUGUCGAGUAUAUGUUCUCGCAAAGUCGGGGAAUACCUCAAAUCUUUUUCACCACCUAGAGCAGUGCCACGCGGCAGAGCAAGCGCAAUGCAAAACGUUACAAACCCCCGAGCAGUGCGAGGAGUCCAUGGCGCCUGUGCAGCUGAAACAGCCGACCAUUCAGUCCGCUUUCUCUGGUGCAGUGCCUUAUGACAAAACAUCAAAGAGACACAAAGACCUCACAGAUGCAGUAGAUUAUUGUAUUGCAAAAAACAUGCUACCAAUAAGCAUUGUUGAAUUUCAUUUUUUCGAUAUCGACUGAUGUGAAAAAAUAUAUCGUGAUAAACUUUUUCCCAUAUCGCUCAGCCCUACUCCUCUGAGAAAAUAUCGGGUCUACUUUAGUUUUCAGACAGAAUAUCUCAGUUUAUAAACGGUUCUUUAGGAAAGAAGCAGUAUGUUUGGGUACACACUGUAUAAAAUUGCGUUGCUUUAUGUUUGUUGACACAAAAUUCCUACACUACUGCUUUAGUGAUUCUAUGAGUAAAAAAGACACUCGAUGUGCUAUUUGUGAAGAACUUAAUCUGGACCUGUUAUAGUUCACUCACAGUUUCCUCCUCAGCACCUCCCACUUUCUCUGAAAGCUUCCUAAACAAGUCAAGGUCCAUCCCAUGAACUGUCUUUGACUGUACCAUCCUGCCUGUUUUGUGUACAGUAAUACUCCGCCUGUCAAUCAAAUAUUUUCCAUGUGGUUUUGGAUCUAAGGACACAAACCCUGGGCUCGGUUGUUUGUUUCUGUCUGUUCAGAGUAGCGGUGGCUGCAUUGAGAUUUUUGCAUCAUGAGUCAGAACAGCCAGAUCCCAUUAAGAAGUCUUUGGGAAUGUCCCGAGUCCAGGCCCUCUCUGUGUAGUUCACAUCCAGAACUCUUCCCCUUUGUAGCGCCGCUUUGUGAUAACAAAGCGAGCACAAACAUGUAACAUCAGCGAGCAAAUGUUUUACGAACGGAUCUCCGUCUCUCCAAGUGUCACAGUAUUUUUCCACCCUGUUAUCACAUGUGCAGCCGAGGAAACAACACUGUAUUGUGCCGUUCGUCAUGGCAGAGGGAAUGUUCUUGAGACCGGCGAUGUGUACAAUUGUGCUGCUGGAGAGUAAACCGAGAAGAAAGGGAGUGAGUCAGAGACCACGAGGGGGUUUUGAAGGUUGAUCCAAAAGAGCAUACUUUGGCGUGCCAGAUGAAUCACCAGCAGGGUGUGGCUGCACGAUGUCUGCCUGCUCCACCAGCUCGUGUUUCCACUCCAGCAUCUCCGAAAUAGUGGAGGAGGAGAAAAAAUACGAAAUUGCUCCAACCUGUUGAGCAUAUCCUGUUAGCUCAAGUUUGUGUGUUCAGGUUUACCUCAUUAUUCCUUCUGCCAAAUACGCUUAAGACCGGUAUCCUCCUAUAAACAUAGAGUCGAAUCAUAAUCUGUGCAGAUGUGGAGAGUCCAAACAGUUUGUCUCCUUGCCUCCUGUCGAAUGAGAAAUCUUUCAAAUUGCGUGUAAUCACAGAAUCUCAGUAGUUUGUUUCUUUACUCAUUUUAGUCUCAGCCAGAUGUUAAAAAAUUGAUAAUUUUGCUUUCAGAACAGUUUUAAAGUUUAUUUCAAUGAAGUAAAGCAACUCUCAAGUGUCUUGGUUUAGGAAUUGGAUAACUGCACUGAUGGAAGACAUUGUCCAUAUCCAGAACUACGCCCAGGUCCUGAUCAAGACUCAGUCCAGUCAGACGCAGACACGUUUACGAAAGGAUUUUUAGUGCCCCAGGUUUUUAGUUUGGACUGCAGUCAUUUAGAACUUAACAUACAGUCAUUUUUUUGUCUUCCAUCUCAAACAUGUUACUUGUAACCAUGUAUAUUAUUAAUAACUGUGCAUGGAAUUUAAGUUUUAUGACCACAUAAUAAGCUUUAUUGCACACACGAAAAAGAAGAUAUAUGUAUCGCCCACAGAAAAAAGAUGUAAGACAACAACGACCGUAUUUUUCGGACUAUAAGGCGCACUGAAAAUCCUUAAAUUUUCACAAAAAUUGACAGUGCGCCUUAUGUAUGAUUACUUGUUGUGCUUACUGACCGAUUUUAUGUGGUACAAUGCGCUCAGAAAUCUGUCGAAAUGUGUAAGUACGACUUCGGUACGCAACAAAGCUGCUCCACUCAGUGGAUAUUCGGAGCAUUACAGUAACUGUCGUCUGAGCUUUCAUGAAAGCUGGAUUCAUCACUAAACAGCCAAGUACCGGUAACGGCAACGAGACAGACUCCGAUAAAGAGGGAUCCGGUCACGCUUGAUGCUGAAAUCGCACAGCUGUUUAACUCAGACACUGGAGAUGAAGAAUUUGCGGAAGAGGAAUGAAUCAAUGAGUGAACGUAUUUUUCUGUACCGGUAUUUGUUGUUACAACUGAGUUAAGUAAAGGUUGAUUUACUGGGCCGUGUUGUUUUGCUUAAUCCGCUUUAUAAUCCGGUGCUUAUGUCCCAAAAAAUACGGUAAUCUUGCAACCUGUCUUUCCUGACCUUUCCUGAAUGUUUGCACUGAAGUGAAAUAUUUGCAUGUUUGUGUUUUCUGCAGGUAGCAGCACAGCGUGCAUUGUGGUUUUGGACCGGCAGAGCCACCGACUACACACAGCCAACCUAGGAGACUCUGGCUUCCUUGUGGUCCGUGGAGGGGAAGUGGUCCACCGAUCAGACGAGCAGCAGCACUACUUUAAUACACCCUUUCAGCUGUCUAUUGCUCCCCCCGGGGCUGAAGGAGCUGUCCUCAGUGACAGGUGAGACAUACAAAAUCACUGAAGUACACCUGCUGCACCACAUCAUUAGGAACACAACCACAGACACGGUGGUGUUGUACCAAGUAGAAAACACAGAUGCAGGAAAUAUUUACUCAUAAGAUUGUACAUUUUUUUACACAUCCUACCAGCAAUAUGUAGCUAAAGCUUUGUUUAUGACAAGGCAAGUAAAAGCAACAAACAGCUAUGCAGGGGCACUGUUUCAGCAGGCGUCUCACAGACAGUGGGAAAGCCUUCGCCUGUCCCUAGUUUGACUCCUCACUCUGUUUUCUGCCUCCCCCCCCAGCUCUCAAAUCCUAUCCACACUCAUGGGACUAUCCAAUAAAGGCAAAGGCCAAACAAUUACAAAAACAAACAGUACUAAAGAAGAACAUUUUGUGUCCUCCAUGCAGUCGUAUUUUGUGAAUGUAGCGGCUUCCCUGUUCGGAGGUGUAGCGUAACAGUGUGUCCGGGUCCACGUGCUGUUUUCCCUCGUUGCAGGGGUGUGCCAAAAAGCCACACAGUAGACGUCAGAAGAGUGCAGGGCAGGGGCUGGAUGCUUGCCAAGCUUCCCCUCUUACCCUGGUCAAAGUCUGUGUGGGCUGGAGAGUCCACAGCCAAUCCUGCACCAGCAGGCUCAGCCACCUUUUUCACUCCCCUAGUCUUGAACCAAGCAGAUUAUUUUGAGCCUCUUAAGUGCAUGUCUGGAAAACUGAAGGAAGAUGAACCUUAACUACACUACUCUUACAUAAUGACUGUGUUUAAUCUUUUAUUGCUACUAGACUUCAGUCCGACCCGCUCAUUGUCAGGUGUUCAGUCAUUGUGGAUUCAGUGUGUUGUUUUAAACGGACCUUUCUUUUUAAUUUGUGCACUAAUGCCAUUUAGUGGGGAGGAUUUAUCCAAACUGAUUUACACUCAGAUUAGGAUUAGAUUCCAGAUCAACUGGCAGAUCAACGAGUGGAGCGGAGUGCCAGGGUCACAACUGAAUAGAUUCCUUUGACUGCAGAACACAAAGGGAAAUAAAAAGAUUUAGAUUUUGUUCGUUUUCCAUCAGCGAGAAGAAUGACUGUUUCUCAAUAGUGCUCACACAAUAUCAGAUUUUCACUUUAUGAAUAAUACGGCUGGAGAAAAUCCUAAAUUUUGAAACCAAGUGCUCAAUGUAUCAACACUCCUUUCGUGGGACGUUUACUGACAGCGGUAAUCGCGAGAGAUUCACAAGAACCUGCGGAUUCACAUGUAACCGUGCGAUAACAAGUUGUCUCUAUAAGGACAGCCACAGAGGCUAACCAUAUAAGCAGUAGAUUGUGUCCUUCCAGAGGAGGAAAUCUACUUCUAGACUUCUAGACUUCUAAAAUUAGCAUCCCCUCAUCCAUCAGGAAGAAAGAAGUCUAAAAACCUUUCACUUGUUCGUCCCGCCCAUUUGCACGGUGUGAAAUAUGAACCGCCUGAAACACAGAGUUUUAUUUUGAAAAGAAGCACAAUUUUUUAUUUUGUGUCUGUGCCCGACUUCCUUUCCAGCACGGGUUAAUCUGCGCUGAAUUUAUCCAGCAUGCUUAGGCAUCCGGGAAAAUUUGAACUCUUGCGAUCAGCUGCAGAGUCUGGCGAUCCGCAGUGGAAAGAAGCCGGUGAAAAUUGACACAUUAACUUGAAUGGUUACGAUCAGCUGCGAUCGGCGGAUACGGCCUUUUCGUAGCCGCUCCAGAUGCGGUGGAAAUGGGGGGUAAAGUGGUGUUUGGGUUCAAAAUUUAUCUUCGAACAUCAGUUUUACAAGUGCCGUCUUUCAGGAGCUGCUCUAGCAAGCUAGCUUCUCACCCCUGCUUCUUCUUCCUCUUUCUGUUUUCUGCAGAUUGCAACAAGCGCAAACAACCUCUCCUGCUUUAUUGCUAUAAGCUGAUAUUUUGUUUCAGGAUUUUUAUCAGACUUGGAGUUACAGAUAAAUUGUGCCACUGUGUUACUAUCGAGAGUGUCUGUCUUUGGUGGAAUUUGAGAAGUAGCUGAGACACAUGGAAGUGUUCAACUAGAAUCUAUCAGCUCAGAUGGGACAGGAUUAUUAGUUACCUGUGAGACAAACUCAUUUCUAUAUGCUAUGAUUUCAUGCUGUGUCUGACUUUAACAUGUUUGUGCCCACAGCCCUGACGCAGCAGACAGCUCUUCCUUUGAUGUCCAGCUCGGUGAUAUCAUCCUCACCGCAACCGACGGGCUGUUUGACAACAUGCCGGAUUAUAUGAUCCUGCAAGAGCUGAAGAAACUCAAGGUAAGUCAGGCUAAGGGUUAAGAUGGUUUUCUGAUGGGAAGUAUGUCUGAAACAUAACUUUCAUUUCUUCUUCAAUCUUGCUCUGAAGAACGCCAACUAUGAGAGCGUCCAGCAGACAGCACGGAGUAUUGCAGAGCAGGCUCAUGUGCUCGCGUAUGACCCCAACUACAUGUCACCUUUUGCACAGUUUGCCUGUGACAACGGACUGAAUGUAAGAGGUAAUUGUCUCAGUUUGUACUUGAAUCGGAUACAAAUGAUAAGAGGUAGAAAAUAUUCUGAAAAUCAAACGAUACAGUCGCACCACGCUAACAGUUUCCUUUUCUAUUCAGGAGGAAAGCCCGACGACAUCACAGUGCUGCUCUCCAUAGUGGCAGAAUACACCGACUAGAGUCUGUGUGAAGUGGUGACAGGGGUGCAUCUGCAUCUGCAUCUGCGGGUGAUGGACUGCUUUGAUUCCUGCUGGCCGGGAUGAAGGGCUGGCUCUACCCUGCAUGCCCGACUCUACCCUGCCCGAGCCCACCGGUUGACCAUCGAUCCUUUCUAUUCCCUAAAACUUACAUCUCUCUCCUCUCUUAUCGUGAACAUCAGAGAGUGGAUGGAUAAGAGGACUAGAGGCCUGAAACAUCCUCUUGGCAUGGCUGCAGUGUUGGCGUCUUUGCAGUUUUCCAGUGCUCACUGGUUAAUCCUAUUGCAGGGGAUAAGCAGUCAUUGGGCAGCGUUGGAGAUGAUGAUCCUGUCUGACAAGGAUAAGUCAUCUUUUUUUUCUGAUGGGUAGUUUGUGCAGGGAGAAGGUAGAGAUUUAGUGACAGAGGCACUAAGUGUAAGACCCUCUCCCCAAAAGGCUGCUGAAUGAGAAAGAUGCAGUCCCAUCAGUCGCAUCAAGAAGGGAAGCGCGCAGGUGUUCCCAGUGACACGGUGGUGGUUAAACCGCCAUCAUCAGGGGCGCCUGGAACCCGUUCGAUACUAGGUUAUGACCUUUGAGCUGUUCUGGGAUGUUUUGUUGAAUGUUUGCAAAAAAUUGAGUGUACUGAUAAAUAAAUUUUACAUCUGUGGUUCGUGUCUUAAUAGGGUGAUCCAAGGAGAUUUAAUGCAGAAGAGUGGCAGCUGCCUUUUCAAUGCCAGUGUAAUUUAAACCGUGCAAACCAUUUUUACUUCAUUACCAGGAUGAGCAUUUUGUAGUUAAAUAUCCUCUCCGCGUACUCCGCAUACAUAUUUAAAAACCGAAGCCCUCCCUUUAAUCUUACAGCUGCUGUGUUAAUCUUGAUUGUGAUUACAUAUAGGGUGUGUUUGGUUGUGUGUUUGAGUGUGUUACGAAUGCGCUUGUGCUCGUCAGUGAACUGAAAAUGCGUAAUUGUCUAUGAAACGGAUGUGAAGGUUAUACAGACUUCUCUGUAUUCACCGGGCUGAUUUGAGUGUCGCAGCCUUAAACGCACAAAGCUUAAGAAGCAUAUCUGAAAGAGCUGAGAGCAGUGGAAGUCGGUCACGUGACCCAAAAAUGUAUUUUCGUAGCUUCUUUUGUUCAGUGGGAUUGUUGAAUUCUUUGGACUGAUCACCUCAUCAGAGUAGCUUUAGCCCCCCUUGUUGUUCGCAGUCAGCCUUUCCUUUUCCACCUCUCUCCAUCCUUUCUGCUGUAAAGCUCCAAAGGCACAUUCAUAAGACGGGUCACAUCAGGUUUCAUGUGAAAACUGGUCACUGUGUUUCCAUUACAUCACUACAGAUUUGCACUCUGCAAAGUACUGCAACCCUAAUCCACAGUUGAAAUGUUUCUUUUGAAAAAAAAAUCUGUAUUUUUGUGUAACAUUACAAUGAUGUGCCUUGUAUCAGGUGUUGUUGAUACUGGCAAACGUCCAUAAUUUCUUUAAAAUCCACGACUUAUGUGCCAGAUACUGAGCACAGAGCCUGAAACUGUUAAGUAGCCAUAAAAGUGAGUAGAGCUUUCCAAUCAUACCCUGCUGUCUUAACCCUCCACAGCUCAUCCAACCUUUCUUUAUUUUUAUUUUUUACUGAAAUCUGCUUCCUUCGGCUCAGUCAGGAGAUUAGGAAUAGUUGCCAAGCCAUCACACGCCUAGAAAAUCAACCCAGUAGAUCUUCAGGUGAAUGUUUACACUCUGCACUACCUAAUGGACUGUUUCCUCUUUUUUUUUUGAUCUGAUCAAUUCACACUGGAAGACUACAGCGUCAGGGUUCAUUUAGAAAUGAGGCAGGUCAGAGCAGUUAAUGGUCAAAAUGUGAGGUUUUUUUUUUAGUGUUGAAGCACUGAGGACAAUCUAAGCAGCCUUAACAAAAUUACAAAGCAAUCCCCUCUAUCAGAUGGUUCACCACUGUUAUCUUUGGGAUUUCUGUUUCCUGACACCCUCCCCUGAUGUCUCUCAUUCUCUUCCAAACACUUUGUUACAACCAGAGCAUGUGUCUUUAUAAAUAUAUAUAUUUUUCUUUUUUGGCUGUACAGUUCAGUUGUGUAAGUUCUGUAAAACAUUUUCAAAUCUGUAAAUAUUUAAAUAAAGAGUAUAGUAUUUAUUA